Messenger RNA from Xyrichtys novacula (pearly razorfish), 400 nucleotides. Lineage: Eukaryota; Metazoa; Chordata; Actinopteri; Labriformes; Labridae. The record is from the annotation of a GenBank genome assembly.
AUGCCUCCACAGGUCAGUUCAAUGCCUGUAACUGAGGACUGGAGAGGUUUGAUCCAACGCACCAAACGGUCUCUUCUGUGGAGAUGGAACAGCAUGAAGGCUGUGGGUGCCAGCUGCAGGGAAAAUCAGGAGUGUGGCACUAAAUACUGCAGGUUUGUUAAGACCUAAGUCAUCAAAAUGAAGUAUUAUGUUGCAUUUAUCAUUUUAAACAUCUUGGAUAGUUUGCAAAUAUAAGAGAAUAAAAAUUGUGUAAAACCACAUUUGUGUCCUAAAAUAAGUUCUGUUCAUGUGCAUUCUGCAUGCCAUGGCUAAAGUCAGCCAGCAAUGGUACAGCAAUAAAUUUUCUCCUUCUCCUUAUCUUUACAGGAAAAAUAUCUGCUCCUUCUGGCCCUCCAGCUGA